Messenger RNA from Mesocricetus auratus (golden hamster), 897 nucleotides. RefSeq names its product dynein light chain Tctex-type 4 (gene Dynlt4). NCBI's taxonomy places the organism in Eukaryota, Metazoa, Chordata, Mammalia, Rodentia, Cricetidae. The coding region runs from base 157 to 801 and encodes 214 amino acids. Gene Ontology annotation, molecular function: dynein intermediate chain binding. The record is from RefSeq and is a predicted model, not a curated record. The transcript is spliced from 3 exons. Gene Ontology annotation, cellular component: cytoplasmic dynein complex; cytoplasm. Gene Ontology annotation, biological process: microtubule-based movement.
CCCAUGGUAACUGCAUAACACAAGCCUUCCCCACCCACAGGCCAGUCAGGCCAGCUCAGUCAAGGCUGUGGGGCCGGCAGAGCUUGGAGGCCAAAGGCUGCAGUUCAUGCACCCCCAAUUUGGUCUACUUGUUCCAAAGACACAGCAGGCAGACCUAUGGCUGGCAGGACUCAGGAAGAGGAGACUACCAAAGACCUGGCUCUAAAAUCACCACCAGGGAAGUCUGGAGGUCACCUGCCCAGCAUCGAUGAGACCCGACCUAUAGGCCCAGGCCUAGCCUCCCGUCGUGGCUCCCUGCUGAGCCUACACCCAUCCUUUUCACGCCGCAACUCACUGGCAGGACCCCUAGUAGGUCCCGGAGGUCGACGACCAUCCCUGAGCCCAAUGCCCCCUUUAGGUUCACGAGUUAGCUUUUCUGGGCUACCCCUGGUGCCUGCCCGUAGGAUGGCACCCUCAUACCGCACAGAACCGGCACCAGGGGAGCGCUGGGAAGCUGAAAGAGCCCAGUGUGUCCUCGAGGCAGCCCUGCACGCAGGGCUGAGCAACGUGUGCUACUCAGGUAGUGAGGCGGGGAAGCUGACACAGGCACUGUGUGAGCAGAUACGCAUACGUGUGCGGGAGCUCUGCCUACCCCGCUACAAACUGGUGUGCAGUGUGGUGCUGGGCUCACGCGGGAGACAGGGCGUGCACGUGGUCAGCCGCGCACUCUGGGACGCAGUCCACGAUGGAUUGGCCUCUGCCACCUUCGCUAACACUUCACUGUUUGCUGUGGCCACUGUCCACGCAGUAUACUGGGAAUGAUAAGGCCUUCAAGUUCUGAAAAAUGGUUUAUUAUCCCAGGAGGAGGCCCCCCUGGGGCUCACAUCCCAAUAAAUAAAUGUCUGUUAAUAAAUAAAA